This is a messenger RNA of Brassica napus (rape), 1045 nucleotides long. RefSeq names its product putative F-box protein At1g67390. The coding region runs from base 1 to 954 and encodes 317 amino acids. Lineage: Eukaryota; Viridiplantae; Streptophyta; Magnoliopsida; Brassicales; Brassicaceae. The record is from RefSeq and is a predicted model, not a curated record. The transcript has 4 exons.
AUGAAGGCAUUUGUGAUAUUAAUGUUAGUGAUUUGCGCCGCUGUAAUUGUGGAGCAAUCAGAGGCUGAGGAAAUGCCGGUAAAUGGGGUAGAUGUGGUAGAUGCAUACCGCUUUGCCAACUGCGCGGCCGAAACUGAAGUCUUUAAUGCAGUCCUUGUAUCUUGCCCUUCUCUCGAAGUGCUUGCACUAAAGAUCAGUUGCCCCAAAAAAGGGUUUCUGAAGAUUGAAAACCACAACCUAAAGUUCUUAUUUUUAUCUUGCCUUGGGAUAAAAGGCAUUAACGUGUCUUCACCCAACCUAGAUAUCCUCUCCAUUGAAUAUCUCUCGUGUAAGGAAGAGAACUUCUUCACUGCGAGCCCUAGGCUCCAUUCUCAUCGGAACUAUUGGGCUGCAGGACAGUGCCUUGCUCACACCAGCUAUAUUAUAUCUUGCCCCCAGCAGGGAGAAGAAAGCAUUGGGCAUGAAGUCAUGCUGAGCGGAUUCAAUAAUUGUAUGAAAAUGUUGUCAUUAAUGUCGGUAAGUGUAGACUUAACAAAUGCAAAAGAAGUUGAGAUGCUCAGACAAGUGUUAGCUGCAUGGCCUGUAGAAAUGGGAGAACUUGAGAUUGUAUCUAAGAUUAACAAUGAUGCUAGCAAAGAAAGUGAGUCUUCCAUUGGAAAAACAAGGAACACGAUUUGGGAAGAGACAAAACCGUUUCCCAAUGCUGAGUUUCGUGUAUAUGCGGUAUGGUUGUCUAACUUUAGCGGUUCAGAGGAAGAGUUUGCAUUAGCCUCGUGUAUGAUAACUCAUGGGACGGUAAUCAGGACCGUGACGAUUAGACCAUCGUCCUCUUCUACAACUAAGAAGUCGAAAAUCAAAGCGGCAAUAGCGAAGCUAAAGGAACUUCCAAAAUGUCACAAUUGCUUUCAUAUCAGAUGUUCUGAUGAGGCUUUGGUUGAACCUAGCCUUUGGUAAUAGAGAAAGAGAACUCUUCAGAAUUUGGAUUAAAUUAUUGUUGUAUUUCCUUUUUAUGUUUAAAUAUUUGGGAUAUAAUUUGGAUUAACUU